This is a messenger RNA of Trichoderma asperellum CBS 433.97, 3357 nucleotides long. RefSeq lists its product as uncharacterized. Lineage: Eukaryota; Fungi; Ascomycota; Sordariomycetes; Hypocreales; Hypocreaceae. The record is from RefSeq and is a predicted model, not a curated record.
AUGAAGCCCUCCCCGGCAGCCUCGCUGCUGUCGAUCUCUCUACUUUCCUUAAAACCGUGUCACGCACAGAUCCUCCAAAAGCGGGAUCUCGUCGCGCCAGCUUCGUUUGACAAUGGCUGGACGUAUCAGGGAUGCUUCAUCGAUGUUGGGCGGACGAUUAGCGCAGCGUCUACCACUGAUGCUGCCAUGACUAACGAAGAAUGCACGAGUUACUGCUUUGGAUUGGACUUCCCUUACGCUGGAACAGAGUACUAUACCCAAUGCUUCUGCGGUACCACUCUUGCAACGGGCGGCACAAACACCACUGCCACGGACUGCAAUACUCCAUGUGGCGGUAAUUCGACCCAGGCGUGCGGUGGUCCCGAUCGUCUCACCUUGUAUAAGUCAUCUAAAGUCACUGGCCCUGAAGUCAAUCCCGGCCCCAAUGGAUGGGUGUCCCAGGGGUGCUAUGCCGAGGGCACCACUGGCCGUGCUUUGACGUAUCAACUCGGCAGCGUUGCUAAUGCGCAAAUGACGGUGGCUGCUUGUACGUCCGGAUGUAAGGCGGCGGGAUAUACCUUUGCUGGCGUCGAGUACGGCGGAGAAUGCUACUGCGGCAAGUCUCUGUCCAAUGGCGCCAAGCCAGCAGCAAGUGGCUGCACAAUGACCUGCAAUGGCAAUAGUACCGAGUACUGCGGAGGACCAAGCUUACUAAACCUUUACACCUAUGGCUCCAGCAGCUCUGGAACUGCCACAACUACUGCAGGCCAACCCGUGCAAACAGGUACUUGUCCUGCCCAGCCCGCCUUGGUAGGCAAAUACAACUGGUACGGCUGCUAUACUGAGGGCACAUCGGCUCGGGCUCUCGCGGCCACGACAUACGCGGAUGAUGGCAUGACUCUGGAGAGCUGUGCUACCUUCUGUGCGGCUUACACGUACUUUGGCGUCGAGUACAGCAGAGAAUGCUACUGCGGCAACUCCUUUAGUGCUGGUUCCAAGCUCACUACGUCAUCAGACUGUAGCAUGACCUGUGCUGGCAACGACUGUGACUUUUGCGGUGCCGGGAAUCGUCUGUCUGUCUAUUCGCUCAACGCCCCGGGCUCGGGUAGCUCCUCAGGAUCGUCUCCUCCAUCAGGCACCACCACUUCAGCCACUCAGCAGCCAACGGGACUCCCACAGGGAUGGCAGAGCUAUGGCUGCUAUGUGGACGGCGUCAACGGCCGCAUUCUUAAUGAGCAGAACCCCGACGACCCCAACCUGACCCUCGAGUCUUGCGCCGCUUCCUGCGCUUCUCAAAACUAUACCAUCGCCGGUGCUGAGUACUCCAAGCAGUGCUUCUGCGGCAACAACAUCGUCAACGGCGGUGUCAAGGCCAAUUCUUCCACCGAGUGCAAUACUCCCUGCGCAGGCGACUCUUCCGAGAUCUGUGGUGGCGGCGACAGAAUGACCAUCAUCUCUAAGGGCACGCCAGCCGUCCUCUCACCCCCGGCACCAGUUCCGGUAGUGGGCAACUGGACCUACCAAGGCUGCUAUGAGGAUAACAUCAACCAGGUGCACACCUUCUUCUGGCAGAACAUCUUCGCCAACACCAUGACCCCUGAGCAAUGCCUUAACGCAUGUGGUGAGUACGGCUACAUGGCUGCCGGCUUGGAGUACGGCCAAGAGUGCUAUUGUGGUGACCCGGAGAAUAUCAAGACCGCUGGUUCGACGAAGAGGCCUGAAACAGAGUGCAAUGUUCCCUGCCCGGGCAACGCCUCGGCCAUCUGUGGCGGCGGUUCCCGCCUCAGUACUUACUUCUACACCGGAACCCCAUUCUACUCCUGGGGCUUCCCUGCAGCUGGCACCGCCGCAGCUGGUUCUUAUGAGCAGCUCAUGGGUGGCGUCUGCGUGCCUUUGAUGGUGACCCAAGCCGUCACCGGCAAGGUCGUCUUCCUUGAGAAAUGGGGUACUGGCGAGCCUAACUCCACGGGUGCCUAUGAGCUCGACCUGACUCUCGUCGACCAGUAUAAGCUUGCCUGGAGAGAGAUGCACGUUAAGACUGACAUUUUCUGCUCUGGCGGUGUCACUCUCCCUGACAAGGCUGGUCGACAGCUCAAUGUAGGAGGAUGGUCUGGCGAUUCUACCUAUGGUGUCCGUUUAUAUACGCCAGAUGGUUCCGCCGGCGUCAACGGCACCAACGACUGGCAGGAGAAUGUCGAUGUUUUGAAGCUUCAAGACGGCCGCUGGUACCCAACUGCCAUGAACAUGGCUAACGGCUCCGUUCUCGUCGUUGGAGGCGAAGAGGGCUCCAACGGCGCUCCUAUCCCCACCCUCGAGAUUCUUCCCUACACUGGUACUGCGCCUCUCUACAUGGACUGGCUCGAACGUACCGAUCCGAACAACUUGUAUCCCUUCUGUAGCGUCCUGCCCUCCAAAGGCAUCUUCGUAGCCUACUGGAACGAGGCUCGUAUUCUGGAUGAAAACACCUUUGCUACCAUCAAGGUCCUACCCAACAUUCCCGGCGCCGUCAACAACCCCAUGGCUGGACGAACGUACCCCCUUGAGGGAUCUGCUGUCCUGCUGCCCAUGCACGCCCCUUUCACAGAGCCCCUUGGUGUCCUUAUCUGUGGUGGCUCCUCCGAGGGUGCCUCUUAUGCUCUGGAUAACUGCGUGAGCACCUAUCCCGAUGUCGAGAACGCAACCUGGGCAAUUGAGCGUAUGCCUUCUCAGCGCGUCAUAUCCUGCAUGGCUCCUCUUCCCGACGGCACCUAUCUCAUUCUCAACGGUGCUCACCACGGUGUUGCUGGAUUCGGCCUCGCCGAUAGCCCUAACCUGAAUGCUCUCCUUUACGACCCCCAGAAGCCACUCGGCCACCGUAUCACCGUCAUGGCCAAUACCACCGUGGCUCGCAUGUACCACUCCGAGGCCAUCACCCUUCUCGACGGCCGCGUUCUCGUCUCCGGCUCAGAUCCCCAGGACAACGUCAACCCCGAAGAGUACCGCAUUGAAUCCUUCACUCCACCCUACCUCAAGAACGGCAAGCCUCGUCCCUCAUUCACCGUCACCAAUAAGGACUGGAGCUACGGCCAAAGUAUCACCGUCAACCUUGGUGGCCCUGCUCAGAAUGGUGCCAUUCAGGCCACUCUGCUUGGCUCUGUCACCAGCACCCACGGCAACUCCAUGGGAGCGCGCACUCUCUUCCUUGACAUCUCUUGCGCCGGCACCACUUGCACCGUUACUGCUCCUCCCAGCCAGUACAUUGCCCCUCCUACCUGGUACAUGUUCUUUAUCCUGGACGGAGGUAUCCCGGCUGUGGGCGUCUAUGUCCGCGUUGGCGGCGACCCAGGGCAGAUUGGUAACUGGCCCAAGGCCGCUGGCUUCUCUGUUCCAGGAGUCUAA